Drosophila teissieri is the source of this 786-nucleotide messenger RNA. RefSeq names its product serine protease SP24D. The coding region runs from base 1 to 786 and encodes 261 amino acids. The transcript is spliced from 2 exons. Gene Ontology annotation, biological process: proteolysis. Gene Ontology annotation, molecular function: serine-type endopeptidase activity. The record is from RefSeq and is a predicted model, not a curated record. Lineage: Eukaryota; Metazoa; Arthropoda; Insecta; Diptera; Drosophilidae.
AUGCCAGCAUUGUGGAGUCUACUGCCACUGCUGCUAUGUGGCGUCCAAGGAAUACUGGGGCAGGAUGUGGCCACAAACCGGAGUGAAUUCCCCAUAGAGCCCCGAAUCGUGGGCGGAACCAAGGCGAAGGAGGGUCAAUUUCCCUACCAGAUCUCGCUGCGCCUCCGUGGAGAGCACUACUGCGGUGGAGUCAUCAUCUCAGCCACCCACGUCAUCACCGCCGGCCACUGUGUGAAGCACGGGGAUGUCGUAGUUGCGGCGGAUCUAUGGUCGAUUCAGGCGGGCAGUCUGCUCCUCUCGAGCGGCGGCGUAAGGAUUCCGGUGGCCGAAGUCACCAUGCACCCGAACUAUGCCACAGGUGGCCACAACGACUUGGCCGUGCUCCGACUGCAGAGUCCGCUGACCUUUGACGCCAACAUAGCCGCCAUCCAGCUGGCCAGCGAGGAUCCGCCCAACUGCGCAUCCGUGGACAUCUCCGGUUGGGGCCAGAUCGCCGAGAAGGGACCACUCUCCGACAGCCUGCUGUACGUGCAGGUGACCAGCAUACCGAGGGGGGCCUGUCGCUGGCUGUUCUACUCCCCUUUGCCGGAAAGCAUGAUUUGCCUGCUGCAUCCCAAGAACAGGGGUGCCUGCUAUGGGGACUCCGGCGGACCGGCCACAUACGGGGGCAAGGUGGUGGGCCUGGCCAGCUUGCUGCUCGGCGGUGGCUGCGGCAGAGCGGCUCCUGAUGGCUACCUGAGGAUCUCCAAGGUGAGGGCCUGGAUCGCCGAGAAGGCGGGCCUGUAG